AUGUUAUUCGAGAUUGUUGUAGCCGCGGUAGUUAUCGCGUUUCUAUGCUGGAAUUUGAUGCAAGACUCAGACUACGUGUUACGAUUUUAUGAGGCGUUCGGCAAAUCUGAUGAAAAUUUGCGGGGCAAAGUGGCAUGGAUCACAGGAGCUGGAAGCGGAAUCGGGAAAGCACUGGCUUUGCACUGGGCCUCGAAAUCCGUUCGUUUGGUCCUCACUGAUCUCAAUUCAGACUCACUAGAAAAGGUGAAAUCCACGAUCGGCACCAUGAAAUCCCCGUGCACAGGCAUUGAGGAUGUUCUUCUGCUUUCCGGGGAUGUGACAGUGAGAGAGAAUCAUUCGAAAUGGUUCAGCAGUGUGAUGAACAAGUUCGGUACCUUGGACAUCUUGGUCAACAACGCUGGUCGAAUGGUGCAAGGAGAAUUCUCGCAAGUGGAUGUCCUCCUGGACGAAGCAAUCAUGAGCUUGAACACGAUGUCUGCUGUCGGUUUAACUAAGGAAAUUCUCCCCCAUUUUAUAUCCCGAAAAUCUGGACAUUUUGUGCAAAUCGCCAGCGUGAUGGCGUAUAUGACUGCUCCGAACGUUUCCUCAUAUUGCGCAUCGAAGGCUGCCAUUCAUGCGUACAUGAAUAGUCUUCGGAUGGAAGUCAGCAGUAACGGCAUUCACGUAACUGUCAUUUGUCCUGGCGCAGUGACGACGAAUUUCGUUUCGAACAGUUGGAAGGCACUUGAA
Messenger RNA from Notodromas monacha, 729 nucleotides. The record is from the annotation of a GenBank genome assembly. NCBI's taxonomy places the organism in Eukaryota, Metazoa, Arthropoda, Ostracoda, Podocopida, Cyprididae.